CUCCUAUUUCUAACCUGCCUUCUUGGAAUUGUGGGGAACGGGACCGUCGUCUGGAUUCUUAGCUUCCGUAUGAAGAGGACUCCUUUCACAACCUACAUCCUGAACUUGGCUAUUGCUGAUAUUGGGGUCCUCAUUUUGCAAUAUAUAUAUCUAUUUCUCCUCAAAAAUAUUACAUUGUUGGUUAUGUGCUCUCAUUACUGUAUAACACUGUAUAACACUGAUCAGCUUCUCCUGACAGCCAUCAGUGUUGACAGGUGUGUGGCGGUCCUCUACCCAGUUUGGCAUCGAUGCCACCGGAGACCACACUUGUCUAGAACUGUGUGUGUCUUCAUAUGGGUCCUCUCCUUUCUGCUUACGAGGGCACAUCCGAUUAAAAUUCCUAUACUGGUUGCUUUUGUAUGUACAAUUCUAAACUGCAGUGUUAACCCGUUAAUCUAUUUCUUAGUGGGAAGAGACAAGAAAAGCAGAUCUGGGCUCUCUAUGAAAGUUGCCCUCCAGAGGGUAUUCAAGGAUGAGGAAAACUCCAGAGGGGAAGAAGGACUCCAAGCUGAAAACCAGGUCUGA
Molecule: messenger RNA, 564 nt
Organism: Sphaerodactylus townsendi
Lineage: Eukaryota; Metazoa; Chordata; Lepidosauria; Squamata; Sphaerodactylidae
Product: proto-oncogene Mas-like
Biological process (GO): G protein-coupled receptor signaling pathway
Cellular component (GO): membrane
Molecular function (GO): G protein-coupled receptor activity
Source: RefSeq, a predicted model, not a curated record